GUGGUUCUCUUGCCCUCUCUCCCAAUCUCUCUCUCUCACACUCUGUCGCUCUCUCUGCUCUAAUCUUUGUUGUGGCUCAGACUCUCUCCUCCCUCUCUCCCUCCCUACUGUACUAUAUAAGCAGCUCUAAGACUGUGUUUCUCCCUGACAGGACCAAAGCAUGUGCUAGCCGAACAUUACUACAAACUCCACCAUGACCUCCGCGUUGACCCCGUACACCUUUCAACUUUCACCCGGAUGCCCUCCUAUCGGGCCGUACGCAUCUACAGGAUGAUUGACAGUCGCUGAUCCCAGGAUGCCUGUGGUGCCAGUGGGCGGGACUUCCUCCUCCCACAUCGUCCCCGUGUCUCUCACCUGCUCAUGGCUCCUGCUGCUCUUCCAUGCCGCGUUCGGACAGAAACCGGCCAAGCUGCCUCUGAUUGGUCGAAAACCAUUCAUCGCCGCUUGGAACGCCCCCCUGGACAUGUGCACCAUUAAAUACAACAUCACUGCCAACUUUGAGAAACUCUUUCACAUUCACGGUAGCCCACGCGCUGACUGGACAGGCCAAAAUGUUACAAUAUUUUACGCUAACAGACUGGGAUACUACCCGUACUACACACCACAGGGGGAUCCGGUGCACGGUGGACUUCCCCAGAACUGCAGUCUAGAACUACAUUUGUUUAAAGCGUUCCAAGACAUCAACCAUUUUAUCCCAGCAGAAGAUUUUCGAGGUCUUGCGGUUAUAGACUGGGAAUUUUGGCGACCGCAAUGGAAUAGGAACUGGCACAAAAAAGACAUUUACCGCAAAAAAUCGAAAGAGUUGACUAGUAAGGCAUAUUUUAAUGUAACUGCGGCGCAAAUCGAGGAGUUAGCAAGACGCAGAUUUGAAAAGAGCGCUAAAGCUUUCAUGCAACGGACUAUUCAAUUGGGUACUCGCCUACGCCCCAAUGGACUAUGGGGUUUCUACCUCUACCCUGACUGUCAUAAUUAUAACCUCCAUGAGGAGAACUACACAGGCUUCUGCCCCCUUCUGGAGAGGAUGAGAAAUGACGAGUUGCUAUGGCUUUGGAACAGUAGUACGGCAUUGUUUCCGUCAGUGGCCAUAAGGAAAAGCCACACCAAUAGUAUCAGUAACUUGCACUUUUCACAGCACAGGAUCCGGGAGGCGACAAGGGUAGCUUCACUGACCUCAAAGGAGUACGACCUGCCCACUUAUGUGUAUCUGAGGAUGGGGUACAGGGAUGAGGCACUGGCUUUCCUCACUAAUAAAGACCUGAUCCACACCAUUGGGGAGAGUGCAGCCCUGGGGGCAGCCGGCUUUGUCAUCUGGGGAGACUUGAACCUGACCUCGUCCAGGCACAACUGCACCAAAGUCAAGCACUUCCUGAGCCAUCGUCUGGGCCAGUACAUCACCAACGUCACACGGGCCGCCGAGCUCUGCAGUGACUCCCUGUGCCAAAGCAACGGUCGAUGUGUCCGUAAGAAUCCCCGAGCCCGUCAUUACUUGCACCUCAGCCCCCUUACGCACCGCAUCACUCCGUCUGGAGAGGGGGACUUCACUGUCACCGGCUGGCCCUCUACACAUGACCUCCAGCUGUUCCGGGACAGGUUCAAAUGCCACUGCUAUGAGGGCCACGAGGGGGAGAGCUGCGAUAGCAUCAACAUAGUGAAGGAGGAGGAUGAUAAGGGACGAAGGGAGGAAGAGGAGGAGCAGGAGAGGAAGAGGACGGAGUGGGAGGAUGAGCAAGGCGAGCGCUAUGAGGGGAGAGAGAGUGCAGCGAGGGCCAGUAUUAGCAGUGCUAGGCUAACGGCAGUGAUGCUAGUGUUGUAUGUAUUUGCGUUGAGGGCACAUUUAUGAUUUAUAUUGUUUUUUCACACCAAAUUAAAAUGUAUUUGAAUGUGUUAUUGACUUAAAGGGGGAAAUCCUUCCUUUCUGCUGAGUUAUAUGUUGUUAUGGUUUCCAGAUACACAAAUAAGAUUAAAUCAACGAUACGAUUAUCUCUGCUAACCAAAAAAUAAAUGUCUUGGUUCUCAAACUUUUCACACCAAAUAGUUGGCCUUGAAAAUAUCACCAAAUCCAAACCAGGUCUAAAAGAGGACUGUUCAAGGUCUAGAAUUAAUACUUUGCAAUGUCAUUUACAUUCCCGGGGGGGAUGACGCUAACUUCAUACAUGCAGUAUCCUCCAGUGCAAAGUAUCAAUAGGUGUAAACUACUAGACAAGGGUAGAACCCCCAAAAAUGUAUCUUAAACUGACUAUAAAGUCAGCAUAUAUUUGAACUUUAGGUGUAUACGCGUACCACCUAAAGAAGUACGCAGUUUGAGAGCCAUUGAUCGAGGCUACAGAGAUGGAACCAAACCUUUGUUGUGAGGAGGGAAGGCUAAUCACUCUGCCACUGUGAAUACAAAAAUGUUUAAAUUUUGCAGUCCAAAAAAAACAUAUAAGACGUCAAUGUCAACAAACAUUUUUGAAUACUCUGAUGUGGAAACUAUGUGUAUGCAACAUAACACAUUGAGUUAUAGGGAUUUUAUGGGAUUGUUGCUGCCCCUAAUGGUCUAUAGCAUUACACAAAUUCAGGUGGUCACAACAAAGCAAUCAUUAAAGGUGCAAUAUGUAACUUUUUCGUGGAGGGUCCACCACCUGCUUGUCUCCAUGAAAAUGAUAUUGCUUGGCCUGUGAUGUUGCACAAUAUGGCAUUAAGCUUAUCCAUCUUGCAUUUAUUUCAUUACAGGUGUUUAAAUUGCUAAAGCAUACCUUGAAAAUGAAUGCAUUCUUACUGUGAGCUGGCUCGCCUCUCCAUUGAUCUAUUUUAUUACUAUGGGCUAUUAACUGCUAACGCAUACGAUAUUUAGAUCAUCAUGUUACCUUUGUGUAGUUCUCUAGCUCUUCCCUUAAGAUGGAUCUAACCAGAACUGAAGGACAUAACUUGGAUGAGCAGCGAAACGUCUUCACUCCUGUUACUUUUUGGAUCAUACCUGGAUGAUGAAGGAUUACACAGACAUGGCAGAAAGCUAAAAAAAAACAAAAAACAUUUUGCAAAAUACUCCCUCUUUAAUGCCGUACUGUGGAACAUUUCAGGCAAAGGACAUCUCCAUGGAGACAACAGUCCUUCAACAGAAAUCCUUCACCAGAAAAGAUACACAGUGCAUCUUUAAAUAUUAGUAAAUUUAGAAAUAAGUAUCAUAUUUUUGUACUGUGUUUUCUACAUUGGAUGAGCCUGAAUGCCUCUGUUUAUUUUAUAUACAUAUAAAUAUAAUGUACUAGUCUCUUUUCAACAUGACAGCUACCUUCUGAACUUAGGUGCUUUAUCAAAUUGUGUUUUUUAAUAGUUUUCUUUUAUAAUAAAGAGUUAUAUAUAAUGGCUAGAACCAAAAAUGCGCAGCUCCAAUCAUCUCAUGUACUGUAGGUUUGACAAACACUGAAUACGACCUGCAAAUCCAAGUCUACAUAAGUUUGGGACACUGCAUAAAGCGUACUUAAAAACAAAUUAUUAUGGAUUUGUUUAAAUAUGUUUUGUAUUUUUGUUUUAUAAAGCCCUUUCCAGUUUAAGAAAGUGUAACUAAAAAUACUGAAAAUUAAAUAAGCAAAAAGUGCCAGUAACAAUAUGAUUUAGAUUUAGAUUUAGAAUUUGAGUGUCCCAACUUUCUACAAUGGGUUUGUAAAGGGUGGCACAUAUUUAGACCGGUCUUCAAGUAUCUUCUGUGCAAAAAUGAUUUAAGUAUACCAAAAGUCUUAAAGCAUCAAAUAUUGGUCAAAAUAAAAUAAAAAUAAAAAAUUAAAUCAAUUUGUUCAUCUCAGAGACACUGCACUUAUUGUGGUUGAAUCAUGAAGAUUGUAAACCAAAUAUGCAACAAAAAUGUAGCACAUACAUGAAUGUAAUGCACUGCAAAUAAAC
Messenger RNA from Periophthalmus magnuspinnatus, 3876 nucleotides. It is a transcript of the gene hyal4, whose product is annotated as hyaluronidase-4. The transcript is spliced from 4 exons. The record is from RefSeq and is a predicted model, not a curated record. The coding region runs from base 296 to 1840 and encodes 514 amino acids. Gene Ontology annotation, biological process: hyaluronan catabolic process; carbohydrate metabolic process. Lineage: Eukaryota; Metazoa; Chordata; Actinopteri; Gobiiformes; Gobiidae. Gene Ontology annotation, molecular function: hyalurononglucosaminidase activity.